Molecule: messenger RNA, 927 nt
Organism: Closterium sp. Yama58-4
Lineage: Eukaryota; Viridiplantae; Streptophyta; Zygnematophyceae; Desmidiales; Closteriaceae
Source: the annotation of a GenBank genome assembly
AUGGCCAGCCGCUCAUUUAGGAAGCAGCUUUUCGGCGCCACAGGCGUGGCACUGCUGCUCGUGGCCGCGUCGCUCGCACAGCUACCCACGACCACCCGCGCAAUUCCCGUGACCGAUUUAGAAUCGCCCUCAAAGCCAUAUGACAUCCACUUCUCUCUCGUAAGGCAUCUCUUCGCGCUGGACGGGACCAAAGACAUCAGCAACAUGACAAUACUCCUCCCACAGCUAGACGCUCUAUAUGCCGCGUCUGUUUCUUACCCCAGGCACGAUAACGCCACGCGCAAGUUCGACCGGGCAAUCGCAGACGCGCUCGCGUGCAUGUACGAAGGGGGCGCGUCAGGAGAGCAGUGCGCAGUCGGGCAAAACGUCUCUGCGGCGGUCGCGGGAGCGAUGCUGGAUAUCUGGAAGUUUCAGAUCGUGAAACAUUACAUUCCGCCCUCCGUGGCGAUGCACAAGUACUCCUCUAUAGACAACCAGUGGGAGCUUCCGACCAUGCAUGGACAGCCGCUUUGGAUCUCAUACAGCCCGAUGUAUGGCGGCGUGUGGAACAUCUCGGGAGUGCCUCCUCAGAAGCAGGCCAGCGAAUUGUUGUUCCCGAGACGCACGCUCAUCAACAGCUAUGGUCACGUGAUAGAUGAUGGAACGCCGCGUGCAGUUGCGCUGGUGGAGAGUGGAGAUGUGUUGCUGGAUGUACCGAGCAGCGAGGUGGUGGUGUACAGAAGCGAUGCUGUUCUUAUCCCUCAUAAAAGGGAUGCUCUUGGCGCGUAUGCGGGAGCCACUGCUUCCGUCUUCCACCUCCUCAUCUCCAUAUGCCUGGCUCUCUGUGCGCUCCUACUCCUGCUCUUACUCCUGUACCGUCACUCCUGCUCUUACUCCUGCUCCUGCUCCUGUACCGUCACUCCUGUAAAUACGCCCCUGCUCCUGUAA